Ictalurus furcatus (blue catfish) is the source of this 2132-nucleotide messenger RNA. RefSeq names its product tetraspanin 5a (gene tspan5a). The transcript is spliced from 10 exons. The coding region runs from base 345 to 1169 and encodes 274 amino acids. Gene Ontology annotation, cellular component: membrane. Lineage: Eukaryota; Metazoa; Chordata; Actinopteri; Siluriformes; Ictaluridae. The record is from RefSeq and is a predicted model, not a curated record. Gene Ontology annotation, biological process: regulation of vascular endothelial growth factor signaling pathway; protein maturation; protein localization to plasma membrane.
UCGAGAUUUCGGUCCAUCAAAAUCAACCAUGUCAAGUGUAAACAGAGCAGUGAGACAACCGUUUAGAUUAACCGCAAAAGUAGGCCGAGGUUCCUUGCGUUUAUUAUCCACAAGAGGCUUCUGACUACCAGCACGUCCUGUGUAUAUACAUUAAAGUCGUUAAUAUUUAGCUGCGUCAAGAAAACAAUCCUGAAUGAUGUGUGUGUGUGGAUAGUGACAGUGAGGGGAAGCUUGGUGUCUCUUUCUAGAUAAAAGGCGGCGGUAAUUAAGCUGAACCUGCUGCACUGAUCCUUUCAUUUCAGAGUUAAGUAGCAGGAGAAGGGACUUAAUGUGGACGAGCAUCAAUGAUGACAGGAAAGCAUUACAAUGGACAUGAAGUCAGCUGCUGCAUCAAAUAUUUUAUAUUUGGAUUUAACAUAAUAUUUUGGUUACUGGGGUUGGCCUUCCUGGGGAUUGGACUAUGGGCAUGGAAUGAGAAGGGUGUGCUCUCAAACAUCUCCUCCAUCACUGAUUUGGGUGGGUUUGACCCUGUCUGGCUGUUUCUAGUGGUGGGUGGUGUGAUGUUUAUCCUGGGUUUUGCUGGUUGCAUCGGAGCUCUGAGAGAGAACACCGUCCUCCUCAAAUUUUUUUCUGUGUUCCUGGGGAUUAUAUUCUUCCUGGAACUGACAGCUGGGAUUCUUGCCUUUGUCUUUAAGGACUGGCUCAAAGACCAGCUUCAGUUCUUCAUUAACAACAACAUCAGAGCCUAUAGAGAUGAUAUUGACCUACAAAACCUUAUCGACUUCACUCAGGAAUAUUGGGAAUGCUGUGGGGCUUUUAAAGCCAGUGAUUGGGAUCUCAACAUCUACUUCAACUGCACAGACACCAACCCCAGCCGAGAGAAGUGUGGCGUUCCCUUCUCCUGCUGCACCAAGGACCCAGCGGAGGAUGUCAUCAACACACAAUGCGGAUAUGAUGUCCGAUCGAAAUUGGAAGCUGAACAGAAGACUGUCAUAUAUUUGAAGGGCUGUGUGCCUCAGUUUGAGAAGUGGUUACAUGACAACCUGACAGUAGUAGCAGGCAUCUUUAUAGGAAUUGCACUGCUACAGAUCUUUGGAAUAUGCCUGGCCCAAAAUCUAGUGAGUGAUAUUGAAGCUGUGCGGGUGAGCUGUUUGUUCACCGGAAGAUAAUGUUCCUUCAGACAUUCACAGGACUCGUGAGUAAUGGUGCCAGCAACAGAACCCAAUAUUCACAGUUCACCAGGUCACAUGUGUGUACAGAUGUGAUCUGCACAAUCAUAUUUUAUUGUGUGAAUACAAAUCUUUCUAGAGUAUUUCACAUGCCAGACACCUGUGUAUUAAAUGUAAAUGUAUGGCUGUGUGAGUGUGUGUCUUGAGAUGUUUCACAAUUAGAAUUCACUACAUCUCUUAUGUUCAGUUUUGUUUUGUUUUUUUGUUGGGUUUUUCUUUUUCUUUCCAGUUAACACUGUUUCAUAAAGAGACACAUACAGACAUUAUUACACUGAGGAAACUAUUUUGGUCCAGUUUGUGGACACUGACUUCUUAUUUCAUUUUCAUCACAUUUGAAUGUUUAACACAUUUAAAUUUUGAUAAUCACUUGGUUGUGUCCUAAUAUCUCAAAAGGUAUGUAUUUGUUCUUUAUCAAGUGAAAGUCCAUAAUCUUUAGUGAACAACCUCUGACACCAGCAGAACGUACCAUGAAAAUAGUGUCAAGUGAUUUAUAAACAAAAAUCUAAAAGUUCAGAGGUCAUGGCUGUAAUAUAUUAGUAUAUAUUAAUAGUAGAGAAUGGCUCUGAAGGAUUAAGAUAAAUUAAAAACUGAAUUCAAUACACUUCAAAAAGUAUUCUGUACACACUUUCUAUAAAAGCCAAGUAUUUUUAGAGUGGUUUCAUAAGUGGUUUUCCAUGGGAAAAAAAUAAUACAAUCUAUUUAAGAAGCCAAAUAGAAUUAAUGAGGGAUGAACAAAAAUCUGUACUGUUAACGGUAAGUAUGUAAAAUGUGUAAGGGAAUGUUUUUCUAACGCAGGCUUAUUGUAAUCAAAUGAACUAAGAUUGGAGGACAGAAUGUGAUAAACUCUUGAUUCUGUGCUUUACUCGCCCAUUUUAUGAAAUAAACAAAGCCUUUUUCACCUGC